AUGAACAUAUUUGAUAGCAACAACAUCUCUCCGGAGUUCCUAAAAAGCGGACUGGUCGAAGUCCAAGGAGAGGAUGGCGCUUUCUACUACGCGUACAUUCACGACGUUGAAUCGACGCCGUCGCCCAACCUACAAUUGUCAAUUGCCGGUGAUCCGGGCACUACUUCCGAAAAACCAAGUGCAGCCAAUGGCCAGGCGAAUGGCGAAUCCUCGAUGAUUACGGUUACAUUUCAGAACAACAACUUUCCCAAAAGUACAGUUCCCAUUCAGCGAAUUCGUCUUCCUCCCGCAAGCACCGGGGGCGGUGGCAGCAAAAACGGAGUUCAAAAUCAAGAGGAAGCGCUCAAAAAUCUUCAAGCCGGCGUUUCUGCAGUGCAAAUCUCGAAUAACUUACAAAAUGCGGCACCAAACUCUCAGCCAAACAACAUGGCAGCUAACAGCAAUGGUGGUAGCAUCGACGAGUCAAUUUUUUCCCCCGGCAUGGAGGUAGAGGUCCUUUCCUCUUGCACCAUCAAAGACCAGCCUCGUGGCUGGUGGCGUGCAAUUAUCAAGAUGAUGAAAGGCGGCUUUUGCGUUGUCGAGUACGUCUCGCAGGGGUCUAACACCGUCGACUCCACUUCCCCCGUCUCCUCUGGUCAGGUGGCCAGCAUUCAGACGCAUACCGAAAUUAUUCCACACGAUGAUAUUCGACAAAAAAACCCUAACCCCACGCUCACUGUGAGCCCGUUUUUUCGCAUCGAAAUUCCAGUUCCGGCAGAUUUUCGCUCCCUAAAUCGCGGCUGGAUGCACAAGGAGGAGGCUCACCGUAACUAUAAGCAAUCACUAGGCGCCAUUGUAGUUCGUUACGAUGAAGCCAAGGACGUUCUCAUAGUGAUUGGCUACGCGCAAAAUGCUAUCGAGAAGAGCUUCAUCGCCUCAAAGGUUGCCAGUCGCGCCACCAUGCUCUCUGAAAUGCAUUUCCGAAACUUGAGACAGAAGCUACUUCUUCUGAGUGAUGCCGAGGAGGCGGCCAAGCAGCUGUCAAAGACCUCCUCUCGAGUCACCAACACCAACAGUCACGGCCUCUACGAGACUCGCAUUUUGGUGCCUGAGCACCUGAUGGGCCUGGCUAUUGGCAGCCACGGCGCCAACAUUCAGAAUGCUCGCAAGAUCGAGGGCAUUGUGGCCAUUGAAAUUCUCAACUCCAAUCACGACUCGCCCAGCGCAUUCCUCGUUCGCAGUCAGACGAUCGAAGGGCUUCACAAGGCGCGCGCCCUUCUCGAGUUUGCCGACCGAAGCAUCGAUAUUCCGCGUUCGCUUGUCGGAAAGACCAUCGGCCGCAAUGGGCGCAUCAUCCAGGAGAUUGUCGACAAGUCGGGCGUGAUUCGAGUCAAAAUCGAAGGUGACCAGGAGAACGAGGCGCCCAGGGACAUAGUGCCUUUCGUCUUUGUCGGCACGUUGGAGUCGGUGCAGAAUGCUCAAAUUCUUCUUGAGUAUCACAUGCACCACUUGCAAGAGGUGGACAAGCUGCGGCAGGAGAAGACGGAGAUUGUCAACAAGCUUCGGCAGCAACAAUCAAUGACCAUCAGCUCGCAGCACAUGGGCAACGGCAGUGGCGAGUAUGGAAUGGGCUACAUGCAUGCCAUUCCACAGGGAAUGCGAGGCGGCGGCCGUGGCAUGGCGCCACGCGGACGAAUGCACGACAUUUCUCGCGGAAGAUCUGACCGUGGACGCGAUCAGGCUGAGCCUCGACGCGGCGGCGGUGGUGGCGGCGACUACAGAGACUCUCGUAGACCGGCCAACGGCCCUUCCCUUUCCAACGGACCACCUGAAUCUCACCGAGGACGCUCCAUCACAGGCCAAUUUUCUGGCGGUCGCAACAAUGGUGGUGGUGAUCGUGAUCGGGAGCCGAAAAGCAACAAUAACAGCAGCAGCGACCGAGAGCGCCCUGAACGGGGUGAACGUCCUGAGCGUGCGGAACGCCAGGAACGCGCCGAGCGUCCGGAACGCUCUAAUCGCGGUGAACGCCCGGACCGAGGCGAACGCCCAGAAAGAGCUGAGCGCCCGGAGCGAACUGAACGCCCCGAGCGAACUGAACGCCCGGAACGAACUGAGCGCCCGGAACGUCGAGAGGAUCAAAGUUCGGAAGGCCAUGAACAACAGCAGCAGGCACGCACUGAUCGCCCCGAGCGAACUUCUGAACGCGCUGAGCCGCGUGCCGAUCGAACCUCAGAGCGAACUGAACAACCUCAGCAGACGCAGCAGCAGCAGCCGCCCCAACAACGCACUGAGCGUACUUCCGAGCAGCGCGCUGACCGCCCUGGGCGUCGCAAUGACCGUAACCCUAGCAAGAAGUGA
Rhagoletis zephyria (snowberry fruit fly) is the source of this 2337-nucleotide messenger RNA. The record is from RefSeq and is a predicted model, not a curated record. NCBI's taxonomy places the organism in Eukaryota, Metazoa, Arthropoda, Insecta, Diptera, Tephritidae.